AUGAACUACCAGGUUUCCCUGUCGAAGUUAUCAGACAACAUCCAAAGAGGCAGUCUUCCAAAGAAUGACUCCAUCAUCAUAUUUGCCCUUGAACAAGCAUCUUUUCCUGUCGAACAAGCUUUCUGCAACUUAACUUGCCUCACCAACAUAAAAGAAGAUUUUGUUUGGACUUUAGUGGUAUCUCGCCUCUAUCAGAAAUUGAAAACUGCCAGACGUGAAUAUUUUUGCCGUGAUUCCUCUAUAUAUGAUGCACUCCUGACACUCAAACGAACCAACUCUAAUUUAGAUGAGUUUGAAAAAGGCCUUCUGGACGCAUGGAUCUAUGACUGUUGGAUAAUGGGUACUGAUUUAUUACUUCCCAAUAAUAAAUGUGGGGAGGUGACUUCACUCUCAGAAUCGAAAAAUGAUGCACAUGGAGUAAGCACUACUACAGUUUCUUCAAGUACUAUCCCGCGACAUUCUUCGAAGUCUUUGGAAGCUAUACAUGAUGCAUAUACAGAUAUAGAGAAAGAAGAGAUGCAGUUUCAAGUGAUGGUUGGGACUACAGCUGUAGUAUCAUCGCCUCAUGUUUCACGUUCGGAACGUACUGGUCGUAUAGAAACACCGUCACAUUCAGAUCUUCUCACUGGUAGACUAGAUAUAAAAGUCGCUGAAUCAGAUUUGGCUCCAUCAGCACCAUACUGGUUGCCAGCAGUUCUGGUGGCACAGAAAAUGGUGGACACAUAG
This is a messenger RNA of Heterobilharzia americana, 726 nucleotides long. Lineage: Eukaryota; Metazoa; Platyhelminthes; Trematoda; Strigeidida; Schistosomatidae. The record is from the annotation of a GenBank genome assembly.